AUGGCUACUGAGCUGGUGCUCGUACAGCCGCACUGCCAAGCUGUCCCAGUUCAAAGUUCCGAGGCGCGCAAGCGCAACACGGGCAACAAUGGUGUGGUACUGAUCUUACCUGACGCUCACGCACUUGUGACCCACAUGAAAGACCUCCGGCGCCAAGAGUUGGCGGUGACAUCGGCCCACAUGAUGCAGUUCUUACCGCUGGACCACAUGGCGUGGAUUGAAAACUACAUGGCCACCCGAAAGACCGGUUACCAGUCGCUUCUGCGCUUGCUUCAGCACUUUGCUGGCCGCCAUGGGUUCUCAAAACAACGGAUCUACCGAAAGAAAAAGACCCAAGAUGACCUCGAACUCACGAGGCUUGCUUUUGGCAAGAAGUUCCAAGAGGGAGUACCCGGAUGUCGACUGGGGAUUGGCGGAAGCUACGUGGCCAACUCCGAGAGUCACUCAUACCGCAUGACCGCUUUGCUGACGACCAAUGAGUUCGACGACUACUCUGCGGGACACUAUUAUGCGAUGCAGAAGAAGGCGUGGAUGAACGGCUCCGUUUGGAAGUACUACCUGCGUGAAGUGCUGAGCCAGAGCAUUGAAAACCCGUCCAUCCUUCUGGUCGACUACUUUGACAGCGACAUGUUAGCGAGGAGAGCGAAUGCAUCGUGA
Molecule: messenger RNA, 657 nt
Organism: Aphanomyces astaci
Lineage: Eukaryota; Oomycota; Saprolegniomycetes; Saprolegniales; Verrucalvaceae
Exons: 4
Coding region: 1-657 (218 amino acids)
Source: RefSeq, a predicted model, not a curated record